AUGGCGCCAACCGUGUCCUCUUCGCAAACGAAAUUGUCCUACCCUCUCUAUGCCGCGGACUUCGACCCCUUCAACCCCGAUUUCCUUCUUGUCGGUGGCGGUGGCGGCUCGUCCUCGACGGGCGUUCCCAACAAGAUUUCCCUGAUCGAUGCCUCUCGCCGAGACCAACUGGCCGAGGUGGUCGACGUCGAACUUGUCAAAGGCGAAGAUUCCGUCACAAGUCUGGGGGUCGUAGAGUCCUCUGAGUCAAGCCUGACUGCUUUUGCGGGCAUCAACAGCUCCAUCGCCGAUCAGAACGCCGGAAAGAAUGAACAUCUCAGGUCGUUUCGGAUCGGGCUACCAGCAAAGAAGAGAAGGGCGGAUGGUAGCACUGUGGACAGUGGAGAGAAGUCGACGGCCCCAACACAAGGCUCACAGGCGCUUGGCCGGACUGCGCUGUUCAGGUCUGCAUCAGGCACCAAAAAUGAAACCUAUCAACGGGUCCUGCGUCUUUCCCCGGCCACAUCUCCCGACCAACCUCGACUUGCGGCCAUUGCCUCAGGUCUGGCUCCGGAAAACGAGAUCAUUGUCUUCCGGCCAACUCCAAACCCAGUUGCAGAAGACGAAGUGUCUCGCAUUAGCCUUGGGGGAUGUGAGGCAGCAGAUCUGGAUCUGAUCUCUGACGGCGACGAGACGGCUGGUCAUCUUCUCGCAUAUUGCACAGAUGGUGAAGUGUUUGUGCAGCUACUUGCCACCGCCUCGAAGCCCGGGAAACCAAUUUCUUUAUACCGGAGUCCGGAGUCUACAACGUCGCUACCGCCGUCGAAGAGGCCGAAAUUCCGCUCUAUACGAUUUCUCACGCCUCGAUAUCUGUUGCUCCUGCAGAACCGACCCGGACGGACGGGGGCAGACCUUUUGGUCCUCCGAGUCAGCAAAGACUUAUCUCAGGCACGCAUCUCACUCCGGAAACGACUGCAUAAAUCGACCAAGGCGGCUGUAGGGUUGGAAGUAUGUCCCUUGACAGAAUCCGACCUGGGCGAACGACAAUUUGUCAUUGCUGUCGCCGGACAAAGCGGUGAUGACAGCUCCAUAGAGCUCUUGACGAUUGACUACACACCCAACACCGGCCUGGGAAGAUUCCGCCCAUACACGUUCCUCAGAAGCGUGCAUAAGGGCCCACUCACCAAACUGGUUUUUUCGAAUUUCAUCGGGCCAGCACUGCCAGUCACAAAAGACGUUGGCCCGCAGUUCAUACGCCUGGCUUCGGUCGGAGUCGACCAGAUCGUCGUGGUGCACCAUCUCCCUCUCCGACCGUUCCCCGCGACCUACACCAAGCGGCCACGAUACGUCCUCACCCCGCCCGGCCGAUCUGAAGCCAUGCAGACGACCUUCAGUGUGUUCUUCGCGCUGGUGGUUGUCGGGAUCGUCGCGUUCCUCAUGCAAGUCUACUGCGAGAUCCGCGGCGCCGUGCCGCCUGUCCUCGGCGCCACGGACUGGCUUUCACCACGAAUGCGCGAGCUGGUGGCGCAGCCAUACAUUCUCGCCGAGACUGCUCGGUCAGAACUCCCCAUUGCCGCACACAGCGCCACAGAGAAACUCAAAGACGCCGCAUCCCAGAUUCCCAGUGUGGAUCAGAUCCAGGCCGGCAUCGAAGACGCCGCGGCGGGAAUGAAGCAGAAACUCUACGAUUUGGUUCGGGAGAACUCGGAGCUCGAAACGCCCAAGGCGAUCAUCGUGCGCGAAGAGGCUGGCUCGGGCGACAUCUCGACGGAACUGGCGCACGAUGCGACACUCGUCCAGCAAGAAACACUCAGGAGGUGGGAUGAGCUGUCCGAGACGCAGAAGACGAGCUGGAAACGCCGACUUGUCGAUGCGGGCCAUUGGGCUGAGGACCAGGGCGAGAAUAUCCUCAAGGGCGUUUUCUUCUCGCAGCUGGCUGAUGCCGUGGGAAAUAUGGUUGGAGGAUGA
Molecule: messenger RNA, 1947 nt
Organism: Capronia coronata CBS 617.96
Lineage: Eukaryota; Fungi; Ascomycota; Eurotiomycetes; Chaetothyriales; Herpotrichiellaceae
Exons: 1
Coding region: 1-1947 (648 amino acids)
Biological process (GO): protein secretion
Cellular component (GO): endoplasmic reticulum membrane
Molecular function (GO): GTPase activator activity; guanyl-nucleotide exchange factor activity; protein binding
Source: RefSeq, a predicted model, not a curated record